Messenger RNA from Entamoeba invadens IP1, 1275 nucleotides. RefSeq names its product nonsense-mediated mRNA decay protein, putative. Gene Ontology annotation, biological process: ribosomal large subunit export from nucleus. The transcript has a single exon. Lineage: Eukaryota; Evosea; Mastigamoebida; Endamoebidae. The coding region runs from base 1 to 1275 and encodes 424 amino acids. Gene Ontology annotation, molecular function: ribosomal large subunit binding. Gene Ontology annotation, cellular component: nucleus; cytoplasm. The record is from RefSeq and is a predicted model, not a curated record.
AUGCAAGCGUCACAAGAGCAACCCAAAGAAACACAAAUUUUACAAGAAUCAGAACAACCAAAAGAAGUCAUUGGCACCCCAGUCGAGGUCCAAGCUCAAAAGGCGGAGAUGUUGUGUUGUGUGUGCGGAGCACUUAUUGAAGUGAACCCUUCGUGCAUGUGUGCCAAUUGUAUUCAAACCGCCGUUGACAUCACUGAAGGUAUUCCAAAGCAGGUCACCAUCAGUCAGUGCAAAGGGUGCAAAAAGUUUUUGGCGGGCACCACGUGGUUCUAUUGUGAGCCCGAGUCUAAGGAAUUGAUGACGUACUUAGUGAAGAGAGUGAAAGGGGUGAACAAAUUGAAGUUGUUGAAUGCGUCGUACAUUUGGACCGAAGAGCACUCCAAACGGCUUAAAAUCAAAUUGACUGUCGAGAAGGAAGUCUUCAAGAAUACGCUGAUUCAACAAGAUUUCACUGUCGAGUUUAUUGUGGUCAAUGCCUUUUGUGACAACUGUCAUAAAGUCGAAGCCAAAAACACGUGGCAGAGUGUCGUCCAACUUCGUCAACACUCCGAACACAAAAAGUCGAUUGCCACGUUGGAGACUGCAAUUUUGAAGGCAAAGGCGCAUCAAAAUGCAACUGAUGUCAAAGAAAUGCCGGAUGGUAUGGACGUCUUUUUCUCGUCCGUCGACCAUGCAAAGAAAUUUGUCGAAUUUUUACAGACAUUAGUCCCAUUGAGGUAUCAGCAAUCCAAGAAGUUGGUCUCACAAGAUGAGCACAAAAACACGUAUGAUUUCAAGGUCUCCUUUUCAGUUGAAGUUGUUCCUAUUUCGCGUUUGGAUUUGGUCUUCUUACCAAAAGUGGUUGUUGCGAUGUUGGGAGGGGUUGGCCCAUUAAUGGUGUGCACACAAGUUGCUGGGACUAUUCAUUUGAGAGAUGUGAUCAAAGGCACGGAGGUGGAAUUAUAUGCCCACCAAUUCUUCCAACACCCAUUUAAGACGCUGUGCGAUUCAAGAAGAUUCUCGCAUUAUUACAUUGUCGAGCUCACUCGAGAUUUCCAAAACAGAAACAACCCAAUCUCUGACGCGCAGAUCAUUAGAAGUGAGGACUUUGGUGUGACUGAGGAUUACAUUUAUGUCAAAACCGUGUUUGGAGACAAACUGAAAGAAGGCGACAAUGCGUAUGGAUACGAUUUGAUUAAUAUAAAUCCAAACGAUGAUGAAUUUGAAGAUUGGCAAGCAAAGCAAAUAGAAAACAAAACAAUCCCCGAGGUGAUUUUAGUUGAAAGAAUUAAGUGA